Molecule: messenger RNA, 993 nt
Organism: Symbiodinium pilosum
Lineage: Eukaryota; Dinophyceae; Suessiales; Symbiodiniaceae
Source: the annotation of a GenBank genome assembly
GUGCUGGUUCUCGGUAUGGUUGUCUUUUCCUCAACAGUGAGCUCGAUCACUGCUGCCACCAACAACCUUAAAGACAUCAACGCGGUCUACAAGCACCAGAUUUGGACUUUGCGCCGUUACUUCCGCGAGCAGAAGAUCUCUGCUCAACUUACCCACAGGGUCUUGAGAUACACGGAGUCGAUUGUCAAGCCCAAGUACCAGAAGGUCGAUGUGGGCCAGGUCAAAAUCAUGGCCAUGCUGCCGCAGAUGUUGACCAAGGAAGUCAACCUGGAGAUCUACGAAAAACACUUGGUUGUCCAUCCCCUCUUCCAAGCCCUCAGCGACCUCAACAUCAGCCUCAUGCAGAAGAUAUGUUCGAAUGCCCUGAAGGAAUCAGUCCUGGAUAAGGGUGAGAUGAUCUUCGGUCCGGGACAAGUUUGCACGGCGAUGUAUUUCGUAACGCUGGGCAUUCUGGAGUACUAUCUGUCGCAGGCUGCGCUGCCCAACAUCCUGGAGAAGCGAACAACGUUUUGCGAGGCGGUGCUGUGGACCCCAUGGGUUCAUCAAGGGAGGAUGUAUGCGCGCACUGAAUCAACAAUCAUUGCGAUGGACGCCAAGCAGUUCCACGAUGUAGCUUCUUCAUUCAGCGCAGACCUGGAGCUCUUGAAGGCUUAUGGGCGCGAAUUUGUUUUCUCCAUGAACGAAGUGGCUGGCAACUUCACGCCAGAGGAUCCGGAGGAUGACCAGGACCUCUCAGAUCUCUUCCAUUCAGAGAAAGCCAUGCAGACCUUGCCCGGCAAGCAAGCGUUUGCUGAGGGGAGCUACUACACCAAGCCGUAUCUUCACGGAUUCAAGGUUGUUCGUGACCUGAUGUCACCGACGAGCAGCCCGACCCUGGCACCGAAGAACAUGACGGAGAGCGACGCGCUGCAGCCUGUGAGUAACUCUCCAGAGGAUUACGAGUCAGCGGAGGUGGAGAGCAGUAAGUCCGACAUUGUUGGUGAGAGAUGUUGA